GGAAAAAAUAAAAUUAACCGACCCUCUUCUCCUUCUCUUUAAACAAACCCCUCUCUUUCUCUCUCCUUAUUUUCAUUCUCUCUCCUCCCCAACAAUGGCGCUCUUAGCUCGAGCGGCAGCAACCCGCACCACCACCCUAAAAACCCUCCCUUACCUCUCCUCCUCCUUCCACACCACCCACCCUUCUCUCUCCUCCACCUCAACCACCACCCAACCUACCACCUACGGCAAGGCUCCACCUCCCGCGCUUCCCAAGUCGGCGGAGUACGUCAUAUCCAAAGUCGAUGACCUUAUGAACUGGGCCCGUCGUGGUUCCAUUUGGCCCAUGACUUUUGGUCUAGCCUGCUGUGCUGUUGAGAUGAUGCAUACUGGUGCUGCCCGUUACGAUCUGGAUCGGUUCGGAAUCAUCUUCAGGCCCAGCCCUCGUCAGUCUGAUUGUAUGAUUGUUGCUGGUACUCUUACUAAUAAGAUGGCUCCUGCUCUUCGCAAGGUUUAUGAUCAGAUGCCGGAGCCAAGGUGGGUGAUAUCUAUGGGAAGCUGUGCAAAUGGAGGCGGAUACUACCAUUAUUCAUACGCUGUUGUCCGAGGUUGUGACAGGAUUGUUCCAGUGGAUAUCUACGUCCCUGGAUGUCCACCAACAGCUGAGGCUUUACUUUAUGGACUUCUGCAGCUACAGAAGAAGAUUAGCAGGCGCAAGGAUUUCCUUCACUGGUGGACCAAGUGAGCUCGUUCAUUCUGCUUCUAUUCCCUUGACGUUGCUCCAAUAUGGCGAGAGAAUAAUUAAUUUGUGUAUUAUGGUUACUUGUAACUGUUAAGGGACACUUCAUCAUAUCUGAAGAUAGUCCCCUUGAAAUUGCUCUGAACUUUGAAGCUCAGUUGUGGUUUGUUAUUGUAUCUGGAUAAGAUAGUUAUAUGCAUUUUUCUUUAAUAGCUCCAACAGAUUCUCAAGUGGAAUUCUGAAAAUGUUUUUUGUUUUUCGGCUGAAGUGAAGCUCUCUUUUGGUUCUGUACCUUGGGAUGAUGAAGAAAAACCUCCACAUUCAAUCUCUAAUAAAAGAUUUUGCAGCAUUUUACUGUAA
Spinacia oleracea (spinach) is the source of this 1078-nucleotide messenger RNA. RefSeq lists its product as uncharacterized. Bases 95 to 724 code for a protein of 209 amino acids. Gene Ontology annotation, cellular component: respiratory chain complex I. The record is from RefSeq and is a predicted model, not a curated record. NCBI's taxonomy places the organism in Eukaryota, Viridiplantae, Streptophyta, Magnoliopsida, Caryophyllales, Amaranthaceae. Gene Ontology annotation, biological process: electron transport coupled proton transport; aerobic respiration; mitochondrial respiratory chain complex I assembly. Gene Ontology annotation, molecular function: 4 iron, 4 sulfur cluster binding; quinone binding; NADH dehydrogenase (ubiquinone) activity. The transcript has 2 exons.